Molecule: messenger RNA, 835 nt
Organism: Centruroides sculpturatus (bark scorpion)
Lineage: Eukaryota; Metazoa; Arthropoda; Arachnida; Scorpiones; Buthidae
Product: DNA repair protein complementing XP-G cells homolog
Exons: 5
Coding region: 30-728 (232 amino acids)
Biological process (GO): nucleotide-excision repair
Cellular component (GO): nucleus
Molecular function (GO): DNA endonuclease activity; single-stranded DNA binding
Source: RefSeq, a predicted model, not a curated record
UUUAUUAAUUUGUUUUUUUUUCAUUAGAUAUGGAUCGAGAUAAGUUAAUUGCAUUUGCCUUGCUGACUGGAAGUGACUACACUCAAGGCAUACGUGGUGUUGGUCCAGUAACUGCCAUGGAAAUCUUGAGUGAAUUUCCUGGAAAUGGUUUAGAAUCUCUUCAGAAUUUUAGAAAAUGGUGGGAAGGGUUUCAACAUGGCAAAGAACUGCCAAAAAAUUCUACAUUAGUGAAGUUACAAAAAUUGGAACUAAGUGAAGGAUUUCCAAGCAGCGUUGUGUAUAAUGCAUACAUUAACCCUGCUAUUGACCAGUCUGCAGAAUCUUUUUCAUGGGGUCAUCCUGACCUUGACAGUCUUAGAGAGUUUGCGGAAGAAAAAUUUGGUUGGAGCUUGAAAAAGGUUAAUGAAAUACUAUUGCCUGUUAUGAAGAAAAUUAAUGAAAAUCAGAUGCAAACAAGAAUUGACAGCUUUUUUACUAUUCAAUUAAACAAAAAGGAGAAUCUUUUCCCAAGUAAAAGGCUUCAAAAAGCAGUGAAAAAGAUGCUUCCGGGAAAGAAUGAUACUAUAGAUGAGCCGAAAAACAAAAGGAAAAGAUCGGAUCAGAAGAAAAAGAUUCUUACAAGAAAAAGAUCCAAGCAACAAUCAGAUAAAUCAGAUACAAGUAAAAAACAGCCUGUCGAAGUUAUCUUAUCAGAAGAAAGCUCAUCGAAUUCUUCUGGCGUGCAGUGACAUUUGAUAGGGAAGCUGUGUUUCUGUAAGAAGCCGACAUCCAGAGGCAAUCAGUCACUUGCGCAUCAGUGAUGGUCUAGGGUCCAUUUGUAUCGUUUAUUCGAUAA